CCGUUAAAUCCUCGCCGCUCAGAUUGUGGCCGCUCCUUUUCUUCCUCUCAGUUCUUCCCCGCAGCGACUGAUGGAAAUUUCUGUUUCCUUGUGAAAUUUCAACUUCUUUUCUUGAUCAAUUUGCUCAAUCGGUUAUGGCGGCAGUCACUUCAGUCUCCUUCCCCGCAGUGGCUCAAUAUCCCGACCGGAAAUUCUCCGUGCGUGGUUAUUCGGCUUCAAGUAUUUACACAUUUAAGCUCCGCAAUGUGGUGUCGUAUGAUUUGUGUAGUAUUCGUGCCUCCAACGCGGCUCGGAUGGUGGUUCGUUGCAUGUCCACAAGUACAGAUAUUCCUACUGUCUCUGAGACAAAGAUGAAUUUCUUGAAGGCAUACAAGAGGCCAAUUCCUAGUGUAUAUAACACAGUAUUACAAGAGUUGAUUGUACAGCAGCAUUUGAUGAAGUACAAGAGGUCAUACCGGUAUGAUCCUGUGUUUGCACUUGGUUUUGUUACUGUUUAUGAUCAACUCAUGGAGGGGUACCCAAGUGAUGAGGAUCGAGAAGCCAUUUUCAAAGCAUAUAUUGAAGCUUUGAAGGAGGACCCUGCUCAAUAUAGGGCUGAUGCACAGAAGUUGGAAGAUUGGGCUCGUACCCAAUCACCUAGUUCUUUAGUUGAUUUUGCUAACAGAAAUGGAGAGGUGGAGGACACACUAAAAGAUAUUGCGGAAAGAGCAGGAAGCAAGGGGUCUUUCAGUUACAGUCGCUUCUUUGCAGUUGGUUUGUUUCGGCUGCUUGAGUUGGCAAAUGCUACUGAGCCCACAAUCUUGGAGAAGCUUUGUAAUGCUUUGAAUAUAAACAAGAAGAGUGUUGAUCGAGACCUUGAUGUAUACCGCAAUGUGCUUUCAAAGCUGGUUCAAGCAAAAGAGCUGUUGAAGGAAUAUGUUGACAGAGAGAAAAAGAAGAUAGAAGAAAGGGCUUCAUCUCAGAAAGGCAAUGAAGCUGUCACAAAAUGCCUGGGGGAUUUCCAAUCUGUUGGGAGGUAAUGUACAGUUUCCAAUUGCCUUUCUUAAUAUCCUAAGAGUGUAUGAUAAGUCGACAUAUAAAUAAAGAUAGUAAAAAUGAAAGCAUGGGAUUUCAAAAAGUAACGGAGAGCAUAUUUGUUUGCGGUGAAUGAAGUGCAUCAUGCUCCCAUUUUUAAUUGUGCAACUAACUGUCUAGAACAGUUUUACUGUUCUUAUUUUUUUAUGGAAAUGUUAUUGCUUAAUGUCUAUAUAAGGGCAUUGCAAUGCAUAUUACUUACUUUA
Andrographis paniculata is the source of this 1280-nucleotide messenger RNA. Its product is annotated as protein THYLAKOID FORMATION1, chloroplastic. NCBI's taxonomy places the organism in Eukaryota, Viridiplantae, Streptophyta, Magnoliopsida, Lamiales, Acanthaceae. The transcript is spliced from 5 exons. Gene Ontology annotation, biological process: photosynthesis; protein import into chloroplast thylakoid membrane; photosystem II assembly. The record is from RefSeq and is a predicted model, not a curated record. Bases 135 to 1019 code for a protein of 294 amino acids. Gene Ontology annotation, cellular component: chloroplast thylakoid.